AUGCCUUUGCAGAAAGAAGAACUGAACUUCCUUAUGAUACCUCUAAUAGCACCAGGCCACAUUCUUCCUAUGGUUGAUAUGGCAAAAUUGUUGGCUCGGCAAGGUGUGACUGUAACUAUUAUUACCACAACGAUGAAUGCGCGGCGGAUCGAAGCCGUAAUUGAUCGUGCUGCUGCAUCAGGACUCCGCAUUCGACUACUUCAAGUUCCAUUCCCAUCAGAGGAGGUCGGAUUGCCUAAGGGGUGUGAAUGUGCUGAUGAUCUUCCAUCUUAUGAUUUAUUGGUGAAUAUCCGAACUGGAAUUCAGAUGCUACAACACCCAAUUGGAAAGAUGAUCGAAGAAUUAAACCCAAGUCCAAGCUGCAUUAUAGGUGACAAACAUUUCCCUUGGGUAGCAGAAGUGACACGAAAAUACAGGAUUCCCUGGAUUUCUUUUGACGGGAUGAGCUGUUUUACUCAAGUGUGUGCUAAUAAUUUGCGCAUCACUAAAGUUCAUGAGACCACUCCUGAGGGACAACCAUUUGUUAUACCUGAUUUGCCUGACAAGAUCGAGCUUACAAAAUCCCAGCUCCCCGGGUUCUUGAUUCAAGAUCCAAAUCCAAAAUUGAAUGCCAUUCGAGAACGAGUCAGAGCUGGCGAAAUGGAAGCAUAUGGAAUGGUUGUAAACAGUUGUGAGGAAUUGGAAGGAAAUUACGCGGAGGAGUUUCGGAAACUCAAGGGUGGAAAAGUCUGGUGCAUUGGACCAUUGUCUUUGAUCAAUGAUGACAACAUUGAUAAAGCUCAGAGAGGAAGCAAUGUGGUUUCAGGUGAUGAAGAGCAGAGGUUAAUGAAAUGGUUGGGCUCAUGGAAACCCGGGACUGUAGUAUACGCCUGUCUUGGAAGCCUGAGCCGGCUCACUCUUUCAGAAUUCAUAGAGCUGGCUUCAGGCCUGGAAGCUUCAAAUCAUCCAUUCAUACUGUUAUCAAGAAGCAAUGAACAACCGGCCAAAGGAGCAUAA
Oldenlandia corymbosa var. corymbosa is the source of this 996-nucleotide messenger RNA. Lineage: Eukaryota; Viridiplantae; Streptophyta; Magnoliopsida; Gentianales; Rubiaceae. The record is from the annotation of a GenBank genome assembly.